Rhodamnia argentea is the source of this 2696-nucleotide messenger RNA. Its product is annotated as G-type lectin S-receptor-like serine/threonine-protein kinase LECRK2. Lineage: Eukaryota; Viridiplantae; Streptophyta; Magnoliopsida; Myrtales; Myrtaceae. Gene Ontology annotation, biological process: protein phosphorylation. The transcript has a single exon. The record is from RefSeq and is a predicted model, not a curated record. Gene Ontology annotation, molecular function: protein serine/threonine kinase activity; ATP binding. The coding region runs from base 207 to 2690 and encodes 827 amino acids.
GUCUUCAAUGGAGCCUACUUAAGCAUCCGCCCGAAAAUGCAGGACAGUAGGUGGUUGGUUGCAUCAAUUAUUGAUCUCAUCACAUCCCUUGGCUGAUUCACAAAGACGUCGUUGACCUCAAAACUCCAUAGCCACAACCUUCUUCCUCUCUUCUGGCUAAGUUCAAACCCAUUCUUGAAUUUAAUAAUCUCACGCUUGAUGACUAAAUGAAUCGUCCAUCAAUGUCCCCUGUUUCGACUCAUCAUGUGCUCUGUUUCUUGCUUUUUCUUAUCCCAAAUCCUUGUCUAGCUCAAACUAGGAUAGCAGUUGGAUCUUCUCUGAUCGCCACAAAUGGCAACUCUUCAUGGCUUUCCCCUUCUGGGGACUUCGCAUUCGGCUUUCGCUCAUUGUCCGACGACGGUACCAAGAAUGACCAGCUCUUCUGGCUUUCCAUCUGGUACGACAAGAUACCUUCUAAAACAAUCGUCUGGUUCGCCAAGCAAGACCGUCCGGCGCCCAAGAAUUCGAAGCUAGAACUCAAUUCCGGUUCAGGUCUCGUCGUCACCAGUCCACAGGGUGAAGAGCUGUGGAAAUCUGACGGCUUCGGCGGCACAGUCUCGCACGCUUCGAUCAACGAUACAGGCAAUUUCGUGCUCCUGGACUCGAGUUCAGAGGUGCUAUGGGAGAGCUUCGCCAAUCCUUUCGACACCUUGCUUCCAUCGCAAGUGCUAGGAAAGAACCAUCUUCUUUCCUCCCGUCAAUUGGAGGAGAGCUUUUCCACAGGAAGAUUCCAACUUCGGAUGCUCGACAGUGGAGACCUCGUGCUCAACACGAUCAACCUGCCUUCUGACUACGCCAACGAGCCUUAUUACAGCGCCAAGACCGACGGCAGCUCCAACGCGUCAACCGCCGGGAAAGAACUCGUGUUCAGUGACUCAGGUUCUCUGUUUGUCUUGAGAGAAAAUGGCGAGAAGUUCUACCUCUCGCAGGGGCAAAUACCCUCCACGUCCGAUUUUUAUCACAGAGUCACCCUGAACUUCGAUGGGGUCUUUGCUCAGUAUGUGCACCCCAAGAAUUCAGGUUCCAAUGGAAGCUGGAGCAUGCUGUGGUCUCAACCUGAAGACAUAUGUAACGGUGUUAAUGUCCAUGACGGAAUUAGCGUCUGUGGGUACAACAGCAUUUGCACUCUGGGUGCGGAUAAGAGGCCAAAUUGUAACUGCCCAGCCAAAUUCACGUUGCUCGAUCCCAGUGACAAGUAUGGCAGUUGCAGGCCUAAUUUCACGCAGAGCUGUGCGGAAGAUCAGGAAAGGUUGAAGCUUGGUCCAAUGGAGGACCUGUACGAGUUCGAAGAAUUCGUGAACACGGAUUGGCCAACCUCCGAUUACGCGCUGUUGCGGCCUUUCAGCGAAGACCAGUGCCGGAACUCGUGCUUGCACGACUGCAUGUGCGCGGUGGCGGUUUUCAGGGACGGCAACAGUUGCUGGAAGAAGAAGCUCCCGCUCACCAAUGGGAGAAUCAACCCUACACUCAACGGAAAGGCCAUGAUCAAAGUCCCGAAGCUCGACUUUCCUCCUAGUAACGAUUCCCGUUGCCCGCUCCCGGACCCAAAGGCGAAAGAUGGAUAUCCAAAAACUCUGGUUUUGACAGGAUCACUGUUCUUGGGAACUUCUGUUUUCGUGAACUUUGUACUAAUCGGCGCUUGCACGGGGUUUUUCCUAUUCUACCGCAAGCAACUCAAGAAAUUAUCCGUGAAAGGGAAUGUGGUGGAGACGAAUUUGCGCUAUUUCACUUACCAGGAGCUCUUCCGAGCCACGGAUGGGUUCAAGGAAGAGCUAGGGAAGGGAGCUUUCGGGAUCGUUUAUAAAGGGGUGAUUUCAAAUGAUACAGCGGUGGCUGUGAAAAAGCUGACUAGCAUGAUGCAGGACAAGGAGAAGGAGUUCAGAACCGAAGUGAAUGUGAUCGGUCAGACCCAUCACAAGAAUCUGGUCAGACUACUUGGCUUCUGUGACGAAGGGCAAGAAAGACUGCUGGUUUAUGAGUUCUUGAGCAACGGCACGUUGUCGAGCCUUCUCUUUGGAGGAGACCCGAAACUGAAAAUCCCUUGGAACCACAGAUGCCAGAUCGCUUAUGGAGUCGCCAGGGGACUAAUGUACUUGCACGAUGAGUGCACGACGCAGAUCAUCCACUGCGACAUAAAGCCGCAGAACAUCCUCCUCGACGACUGUUGUGUCCCGAAGAUCUCUGAUUUUGGGAUGGCCAAGCUCCUGAUGAUUAACCAGAGCUACACCCAGACGAACAUCCGAGGGACGAGAGGGUACGUCGCUCCCGAUUGGUUCAGGAACUUGCCCAUCUCCGUGAAAGUGGACGUGUACAGUUUCGGAGUUGUGCUUCUCGAGAUAAUCUCCUGUAGGAGUUGCGUCGGAACCGAAGCAAGUGGAGAGCACAGAGAGACAGACGCCUUGACAGAUUGGGCUUAUGAAUGCUUCGUGGAGGGAAGGUUGGACGCGCUAGUCGAAGGCGACCUGCAGGCUCUGCAAGACACAGAGAAGCUGAAGAAUAUGGUCAUGGUGGCGUUCUGGUGUGUUCAGGAGGACCCCUAUUUGAGGCCGACGAUGAGGAAGGUGACACAGAUGCUAGAAGGGGCAGUGGGAGUGCCUGUUCCUCCAUGUCCAUUCCCUUUCAAUAGCUGCAACUCUUCAAUCGUUACAUGAGAGCAG